AUGGCCAAAAACUAUGGCUUCCUUAUUUGCAUACUUGUCAUGGUGAUGGAUAUUAUUGCAGGCAUACUAGGCAUUCAAGCAGAGUCAGCUCAAAACAAGGAGAAACCAAUGAAGAUAUGGCUAUUUGACUGUAGAUAUCCUAGCCAUCAAGCUUUUAAAUUAGGAGUUGCAGCAGUUAUUCUCUUGCUUCUUGCUCACGCAAUUGCUAACUUACUUGGAGGUUGCAUUUGUGUUUGGUCUAGAGAUCAAUACCGAUCUGCUACAGCUAAUAGGCAAUUGGCAGUGGCUUUUCAAAUCUUCUCUUGGAUUGUGUUAGCAGUUGCAUUCUCUAUGCUGAUCAUAGGCACGUUAGCAAACGCAAGAUCAAGAAAAUAUUGUGGAAUAUUUAAUCACAGGUUUUUAUUCAUAGGUGGCAUUUUGUGUUUCAUACAUGGAUUGUUCACUCUUCCUUAUUAUGUUUCUAUCACUGCCAUGAGAAGGGAAGAAAAGAGGCAACAAACUCCAGGACCCGCCGUAAUACGCACUUAA
Messenger RNA from Lathyrus sativus (Indian pea), 528 nucleotides. The record is from the annotation of a GenBank genome assembly. Lineage: Eukaryota; Viridiplantae; Streptophyta; Magnoliopsida; Fabales; Fabaceae.